GAAAGUGGCGCGCUUUCUAGGUUAACGUUCUCGUGGUGUUGGUGCGGUGCUCCAUUGACCACAUGUCUGAUUGAAUACAGAAUUCGUCUGGUUAGGCCUAUUAAAGCUGAUCGUCUGCUUAACUAAUCAAGAUAAUACUAAUCUGUCUUUUCCAUACGAUUCUUGCCUAACAGAUAACCACCUUUAUGGUACUUGGGUGGCACCGGGUUCCUAUGGUUUUUGUUCGGACUUGAGAUUCGGAUUGUGCCUUUUGUCAGUGUAUGUGAAUAAGUAAAUGGAUUUCAAUAUUGCGGAACUGUGUAACGUUUUCAACGCUCAACAAGGUAAAGACAACAACUGUCAAAAGCAUGUAUUGAAGUUAAUACAGUUCCUCAGUUCAGAAGAUGGUUGGCCAAUAUGCACUUCUGUUUUGUUAAAUUCUAAUUCGACCCUCCCAAAUGUAGAUGCACUCCCGGGGGACCAAAAAUCUGCCCUUUUUUUCCUAUGUUGCAGAGCACUUGAGGAGAAUUUAAAAUCUGAUUUACCCGUUCGACCAGAUGAAGCACAGCAAUUCGCUACGUUUGCCUGCCAGUGGUUGAGAUAUUUCAUUAAUCCUGUUGAUGGGAUCAGAAAACCUAAAUAUUUUGAAGCGAAAGCUGGUCAGUUAAUUACAUUGGCUAUUAUACGGUACUAUCCAAAUCAUUGGUCUUCCCUUUUUGACGAUCUUUUAGGAAUUCUAGUUGAAGCAACAGAUGGACAACUCAGUGAGAGAAACAAGUCUGAUGUAGUGGCUGUCGAUCUGUUCCUUGAUAUUCUUAUUGAUUUAGACAGCUAUAUCAUAUCAAGAAAUGUACAGUUAACCACCGAGGAACUCAGACGAAGUAAUGAACUCAAAGAUGCAAUGCGUGAAUCAUGUAUUGGCUCACUGAUUCAUACGUGUUAUCAAUUGAUAUAUCGAUUUCUUAAUUCAUGUCAAUCGAAUGCAUGUCUGAUUCGCAAAAUUCUUCAUACCAUUGGUUUAUAUGCAUCAUGGGUUGAUUUAACACUUGUGGCCAAUACAGAAUGGAUUACAUUAUUAAGCCGAUUAUUACAAUUAUCAAUUGAUAAUAAUUCAGCAAAUGCAAUCAUUCGUUGCGGGAUUUAUUUAUAUUUAAUAGGUUUUGUAAAUAAAGGUAUGCAAGUAAUUGACAAAUUAAGGUUGUUAACUGGUAUUUGGGAACAGUUAGGAUCUAUGUUAAUUAAUGAUCCAAAUAUAUCGAAUUUCAUGAUGAAUUCAGCUAACGACACUUGUGACAACUUAAAUGAAGAUCAAUUAGAAUCCUUAUCUACAUUUGCUACUUUGAUCGAUGCAAUGGGAAAUCAAUUAUUGUCUGUGUACAGGAACUUGUAUGAAGCAACUUGGAUAAAUAACAGUUCAAAUCAAGCUAAUAAUCAGUUUCGAUCCGAAUCAGAUGAUAAUUCAUUCUUACCCAUUGCAUUAGAAGCCCUGGAAGACCGAUUAAAUAUUGCUGUACGUUUAUUUGAACAUAAAGAGCAACAAAUCAGCCAAGUGGUUACACCAUUUCUUCGUUCUUAUCUGGGUCUAUUGAAAAGCGUUGUAAAUCAUCCGUCGGAAAAUCUUUUAUCACCAGGAGGUGGACGUCGUUCACGUAAUCGUAAUAGUUCAACUUCAUUGGAUUCUACAAAUCCUUUAUUGUUGAACAGUACUACAUCACCUGGUCAUCUGGAAAUAAAUGAAAUCAGAUCGUUUUUUGUUAAACGUCUUCUAUUUGCAUGUAUAGAUAAGAUGAAGUGUCUUCCGAUUCGUGAUAAUCAAGGAGAUGAUGAUGAGAGUGAAUAUGAAGAAUACCGACAUGAACUACGCACACUAUUCGGAAACAUUACACAGUUAGAUCAAAGAUUUGUAUUGGAUACUAUACAUCAAAUGGUUAGACAUUCCCAUCAUUUACUCAACUCAAAUGGUAUGGAAAAAUCUUCAUUUCCUCUGGAACAUGUGCAACAAAUUGAUGUAACUUUGAAUUUAUUCUAUUUGUUUGGAGAAAUUUGCAAAGCCAGUAAAAAUGAUCACUUCUGUCAAAGUUUUCCUCAACAUGAAACUAUGGUAUCAAUAAUGUCUAUACUGUGCAGUGAUUCCUUCUCUCGUUUACCACAUGAAACUCUUCAGUUACAGUAUUUCGAAAUAAUGGUUCGGUAUGAACGUUAUUUUUCGCUGGUACCUGAACACCUUUUGAAUGUGAUGCUCGCAUUUGUUGAUGAUCGAGGUUUGCAUAGUUCAUGGCAUAGUGUUAAAAUUCGCUGCGCUUAUUUAAUUAAUCGCAUUAUAAAGUCACACAAAAAAACUCUUCUUCCACAUACCGAAGAAUAUCUUUCACGUUUCUCCGACUUAUUAGAAUUGUCAUUAGAACCAGAUUCUAGUGUUGUAAAUGGUGAACUAAAUGGAAAUGUUGGUUUUGCCAAUGGAAAUACAUCGAAUUUUGGAAAAUCUGUUAAAACAGGCUUGGGUAUUACUGAACAAGGUUUCCUUUAUGAAGCAGCUGCGCAACUUAUCGCUGCAGGUGGUAUCCAACUGCCUAACUCAGAUAACAGUAAUAACAACGGAGAAGAUCGCGUCGGAGAAUUAUUUCGUGUUUUACUUACUCCUGUUAUGAUUCAGUAUGAUCAGUUUGUGACAAAGUAUGUUACUGAACAGAAUCCGAAAGUAGCUGAGGUUCGUGGAAUUUUAGUGAAACAAGUUACUGAUCUUAUUACAAAAACGACUCGAGUAUUUUCUCAACCAAAGUCUGUUAUGACCUCUGGAUGUGAAGCUGUGUUAAUUGAUGCAAUGCACCUCAUAAUUUCAGAAUUGUCGCGCUUCCCUACAGAAGCUGCUAGUCCCGGUCGACAAGCUGCAUGCGCCGGUGUUCGUGCAUUCUUGCAUCGAAUGGUUGCUUGUAUUGUACCAACAAAUGAAUCUAACUCGAUUGGAUGCAGAAGUACUUUGACAUCAGAUAUUUUAUUGGUUGCGCUUGUAGACGCUGUUCCCAAGUUGGUAAGACCGUUACAGUCUACAGUCGCUUGUUAUACUACUGCCAAUCAAGUGUUAGAUAUAGUCGACGCCGAACAACGUUGGAAAGAAAUCAGAGAUGUAAUCCCUCUUGUUACACAAGUAGUACUGAGAUAUAAGAACCAAAGUAUUCCAUUUUUAUCAACUUGUCUACCGCAUUUAAUGGAAGUUAUCAUUAAUGCGUUAAAUGAAUCAUUACCACCGAAUCAUCCAACAUUAAUUGAAGAAAAAAAAUUACUACGCCGCGGAUAUCUUCAAUUAGUUCAAACUAUAUAUCAAUCAGUUCCUGAUGUAUUUUCACAACUUAUUAGUGAAAAUAUUGUACAAAAUCUUUCUACAGUACUUGGACAAGUUCAAGCUUGCUUAGAGUCUGAUGAUCCAACUGGAUUACGUUCAGGCGUAAUAUUAUUUUUACAACUUAUACAAUCAGCUGCUCAUAAUUUACAAUUUUAUGAAGAUUUUUUGUUGCCACAUCUUGUCCCAUUUUUUAUACUUGGUCCGAUAUCUCCUGUCUUUCGUUUGACUGAUGGUCAGUUCAUAUUGGCUUUGGAUAAAAUUUCUGAAAGUCUUCAUGUUUUGUAUCAAAAACAAGAUGGAUUGUACACAUAUUUAAAAGAUUACUUUCUGCCACGACAACAAUUAUCUCCAGAAUUAGUUCAAUCUUACACAAGUGCAUUAAAAUCUAGUUUAAAAGAUUUUCAACUGUUUGUCAGAAGCUUCUAUGCACAUUUUCAUUGAUGCUUAGUGCUUAGUCAUUUGAAUUAAUUCUAAGCGAGAAAAACAAAGCAUCGUCCAGAUACUUUCGGUAUUGUAUAGAUUUGAAUUGCUGAUUUUUAUUCAUAUUGAAACGAUUUAGUGCUUAUGUUUCUUUUUGAGUUAGUUUGAUGUCAAUGUGUAGUCUAUAUAUAUUUAGGCUAAAUAUUUGAACUAUACAUGUAAAUCUUCCUAUGAAUCUGUUUGCAAACAAAGCGUGAUUUCUGUUUUUAUGACUUACAUUCCUGUGUAAUGAGUUAAAAAUAGGAGAUACAAUUUAGCAUCUAUGAUUUUCUUCUUUUCCAUUUAUUCCCUGCUCUCUUCUUAAGUUAACAGUGAUUAAUUAAUUGACUGUUUAAUUCUUACUGGUUAUACUACCCCCUUCAGAAAAAAAGUUGUUUCUGUUAAUUCUUUUUCUGUAACUUGUAAAUCUAUUUUGUACAUGGUGUUUUGUGUUCAUUCAAAAGGAAAAACUGACAGUAUACUAAUAUUAGUCAGUUUCAUUUUAAUUGUUAUUAUUCCACUUUGAAGUGGAGCAUUCACCGUGUGAAUCAGGCUUGAUAGUAAUGAUAAUCAAUUAGAUUGCAGAAUCCAACGCUACCAUACAUUUUCUAAAGCACGUAGGUUUCGUCACUACUGCGAGAUGAUAAAAUUAACAAGGUAAGUUGUAGAGAAAAUCUAGUGUUGUUAUGACGGGUACUGUCCGUAAUCUGAUACUGAUAAACGAUGUGCUAUGCGCUCAUCCCUCAUCUGACUUCUCGAGCGAGAAUACAAGAGUGGGCGAGAGAGCAUAUUGGGCUACUGAAUAAAAUGCACAAAUAAUCAUAUUUAUGAUUAAUUAACAAGUGUUGAUACUAUGUAUUCUGGUAAAAGUCCAUAUCAUCCGAGACUCGGUCACAACGACAAAACUUCAAAUGUUGGGCAUUUGAUGUUAGGUUUCGAACUGCUUGAUUGUAAUCUCAUAACCGGUUACAACGGUAAGUAAGACAAAGCACGUCAAAAUCACCGCUCAUUGUCACUAAAUCAGCAACUUAUUGUAAGCUAGCGGGAAUGGGUUGUGACCUUUAUAAUCAGUAAUCUUACGUAGUGUCAUUCUAUUCAUUGUACUACAUUGCUAGUAAACCCCAUGAUUGACUACCAUUAUUAUACUCUUUUUAAAACUUAAAUUUAAUAAUCACCGAUGUACCUUAAGUUGUACAUUGCGAUGUUCAUGUCAUCCAGUCCUAUCUGUCACAUUCGGUAGAGGUAUCCGAACUUUAAAGCUAUCUAUAAGUAAUGAGAUAGACGAUUCUGUCACUUAAGGUACAUCAUGUACACAAACUUAAAAACAUGAGGCGGGCUUAAAUUGUUAUUCGAGGAACGGCAUUCCAAGUGGUUAAGAUACCUGGUUUUAUUUAGCGUCUCUUAUAGGCCGUCCCCAAAUUAGAGGCUCACCAACCGGAGUGGUGGUGGUGGUGCAUUUCGACUAGUAACUAAUCUUGGUUUGCUGCUUGAGUACUGAACCUGCCAAAAUUACUUGGCUUUUGCCAAGAAACAUUGGUUUGUAUACAUACUGUAAUAAAAUAUGUUUUAUCAGUAUAAGGAGCCCACUAUCAAUUGUGCUAUGCGAUCGUACAGUCCACAUAUCGUUCUAAUAUACAUCGUGAACCGUAACAACUCCAGAUGCCAAACAGCUAUUAUUUUCAUUACAUGAAACGAAAUCAUCAGCUUCUCAGAUUGGGUUAUGAUGGGUGUCAUGCAACUUCCCACACUGAGUUUGCAACUACUACAUACUCAGGCUUUCAGGAGACUCAGAAACAAAGAAACAUGCAUACUAUCUUCGGUCUAUGUCACAACACUACUUCGCUCGAGACACCUUUUAUCAGUUUUUAACUCGUCUUUCGUCAACCGAGUUUCGAACACAGCUAUGAAGGAUGAAUCAAACACCCACUAAUACUUAGUUCAUGUGAUUCGUUCACUUGACUGGGGCAUUCGUGUUGUCAGGGAUGUCCAAUUCCAAGCACGACUGAUGAAGGAGGAAAUCGAUUGAGAUGAACUUGUUAAGUCGUUUAGAGCUCAUACGUUAUCAUUAAUUUUUUAAGAUAACCUGUCUAGUGAAAAAUUCUCAGUCAAUGAAAUCUAAUGAUACAAGUGAUAUUUAGUCGACUAGUUUACACAUAUUUUCAGUUGAUUUACCGGAGGUAUCAUCAAGGAGAUGGGAUUGUCGAACUGAUAUUUGAACUUGAGUUAACAAGCGAGGGAAGAGGAUGUCCCCUUUCCUAAAAAUCUAGCAGUCUCGUUCGCCGUAUUUUCGAGUUUCAAAGCAUUAUUGUGAUGGGAGGAUGCAUCGUGUGCAUAACCCUUUUGCAGAGAACAGCUUUUCAAAGCAUACCUUGUGAUCAUUCGCCUUAAACAAAUAAGUACUCGAUAACUCUUCAGAAGUUGCCAUCAUCUCUUACAGUUAUCAAAACCUGAUAUAACACGUGCUAACUAGUUAUAAUUUAAAACUUAAUUUCUCGAACAUUCGUCAUAACUUCUACGGUUCUUCAUAAUACUGACUUGGCAUGUUUCGAUUAUGUAAUGUGUUACU
This is a messenger RNA of Schistosoma haematobium, 6344 nucleotides long. RefSeq lists its product as uncharacterized. Gene Ontology annotation, biological process: tRNA re-export from nucleus. The transcript is spliced from 16 exons. Lineage: Eukaryota; Metazoa; Platyhelminthes; Trematoda; Strigeidida; Schistosomatidae. Gene Ontology annotation, molecular function: small GTPase binding; tRNA binding. Gene Ontology annotation, cellular component: nuclear pore; nuclear matrix; cytoplasm. The coding region runs from base 275 to 3760 and encodes 1161 amino acids. The record is from RefSeq and is a predicted model, not a curated record.